This is a messenger RNA of Mesorhabditis spiculigera, 2667 nucleotides long. The record is from the annotation of a GenBank genome assembly. NCBI's taxonomy places the organism in Eukaryota, Metazoa, Nematoda, Chromadorea, Rhabditida, Rhabditidae.
AUGGAUUGCAAGCCGAUAGCCUACCUGGCCUCUGGGGUCCGAACCCCGAUCGGCUCGUUCCGCGGCUCGUUUGCCACCCUGUCGCCCGUCCAACUCGGCUCGAUGGUGGCGAAAGAGGCGAUACUGAGCGCUACUCUGGCGGCCACAGAAAUCGAAGAAACAUUCGUCGGAUCGGUGCUGACGGCGAACGGCGGCCAAAAUGUUGGCAGGCAAAUCGCGCUAGCGUCAGGAAUCCCGAAAGACGCCCAAGCUGUAACGGUCAACAAAGUCUGCUCUUCGUCGAUGAAGGCGCUGCAGAUGGCAUGCAUGUCUAUUCAGACGGGAUACCGCGAAAAAUGCCUGGUCGUCGGCACCGAGUGCAUGAGCCAAGUCCCGUUCUACAUGGCGCGAGGGGAUACGCCGUACGGAGGAUUGACGCUAGUGGAUGGUAUCGUUCGCGACGGGCUUGAAGACGCGAUCGAAAAGAAAUCGAUGGGUUUAUGCGCCGAGAAAACGGCAACAGAAUACAAAAUCACGCGCGAAGAAAGCGACGCCUACGCGAUUCAAAGCUACAAGAAGGCGGCCGCGGCUUGGAAGAAUGGAUGCUUCCGAGACGAGGUGAUCCCAGUGGCCGUCCCGCAGCGGCGAGGCGACCCUAUCGUCGUGGCCGAGGACGAGGAAUACAAGAAAUUGGUCGAAAGCAAGGUCUCGUCACUUCCGGCAGCUUUCAAGAAGGACGGCGGCACCAUCACCGCCGCAAACGCGUCCUCGCUGAACGAUGGGGCUGUCGCGGCCGUAGUGAUUGGAAAAGCCGAGGGCCCGAUUCUCGCUGAAAUUCUGGGCUUCGCAGAAGCCGGCAUGGACCCUAUCGACUUCACAUUGGCUCCGGUUAACGCCGUGCGAAAGUUGCUCGCGACGCACAAUAUCCACGCCGCCGACAUUGCCACCUGGGAAGUCAAUGAAGCUUUCUCGACGACGGCACUCGCCUUUAUCAAGGCUCUCAGCGUCAACCCCGAGCUCGUCAAUAUCAAGGGUGGAGCCGUGGCGCUUGGGCAUCCACUUGGCAUGUCCGGCCUGCGGAUCACCGUUUCCCUGGCCCACUCGCUGAAGCCCGGACAGCUCGGCGUGGCGGCCAUCUGCAACGGCGGCGGCGAGGCGAUGGCGGGCCCCAUCGAAGACGCCCUGCUAAAUGGCCAGUCGCUCUUCAACGAGACCACCCUGCAGUCGUACCUCGAGAAUUUCUCAAAGCUCAAUGAGCUCUACCAGGAGCUGUAUCAGGCCGUGGUGAAACAAGCCCAGGAGAACCCCGACACGAUGAAGCCGGUCAACGGCAGGCCCGAUCAGCUACCGUAUCUUUUUGAGGGAGACAUCAUUCUCACCGAGUCGCAACUGCAGCAGCAAAUUAAAAAUGCCGAAACCGAGCUGGCUCGCCGCAAAAACGAGACGAUGCGCUUCGUACGGAGCAUGACUUCGGAUUUGUCGUUGCGGUGGCGCGUAUUUCCGAUUCAAUACUACAUUACACCUGGAGUCCCCGUAUCCGCCGUCCAAGCAGGUAUCCAACGCUGGCAGCAGCUGACGUGCAUCACCUUCCAACAAGUGACCCAGCAGCCCAGGGGCAACGGACUGAUCUUCAUCCGGGGCAAUGGGUGCUACUCGUACAUCGGAAUGGUGGCGCAGGGAGCGCAACAAGUUUCGAUUGGAGUCGGGUGCGAGGCGCUCGGCACGGUUAUGCACGAAAUUGGCCACGCCCUCGGCUUCUACCACGAGCAGUCGCGCUCGGACCGCGACUCCUACGUCCGUAUCGUCACCCAGAACAUCCAGAACAUCUACAUCCCGCAGUUCAGCAAGCAGGCCCCAUCAACCAUGGUCGAUUACGGCGUGGCGUACGACUACGGAUCUGUGAUGCACUACGAUCAAUUCGCUUUCUCUCAAAAUGGUGGAAUGACCAUCCAGACCUAUGAUGCCAAUUACCAACUCACGAUCGGCCAGCGCAACCAGGCCGGCUUCGCCGAUGUGAAGAAGAUCAACUUUGCCUACUGCAAUGCCUCCUGCACCACCCAGCUGCCCUGCCAAAAUGGCGGCUACACCGAUCCGCUGGCCUGCAGCCAAUGUCGAUGCCCCACCGGAUUGGGAGGCCAAUACUGCGACCAACCGGCCACCUCGUACUCCGGCUGCCCCCAGGGCCAGCUCACCGCCACCUCCAGCCUGCAGCAAAUUACAGCUUCCGGAGCGCUCGUGUGCAACUUUUUGAUUACGGCUCCUCCCGGCAAGAAGGUGUACUUCCAAGUGACCUCACUCUCGUUCCCCUACCAGCAGGUCUGCAGCACCUCGUAUUUGGAGCUGAAAUAUGGAGCGAAUUUGGGCAAUACUGGCGCUAGACUCUGCGGUCGCACCUACCCUGGCGGCGCCACCACCCAAACCUCGCAACUUCUCGUCAUCUUCCAGGGCUACAGCUCGGCCCGGUUCACGCUCAGCUACCGAUACGAUCCCGUAUCCGGAGAGCAAACUGACGCAUCGACCACCGUAGCACCAACGGCGCCAAUUGCCAAGAAGCCGCUUCCAAAAAAGGUCAUCGAAAAGCGGAAGGACCAACCGGAAGUGGAGGGAAGCGGAGAAGAACUCACGACAACCACCGUAGCUUCAAAAGUGGAGAAGAAGAAGGGAAAGGGCGAGUUUCAGAUGUAUUUU